GCACAUUUCACGAUAGCCUUUAUCAUAAAACAUGAGGGUUCUAGGCUGAUGGCAAAUCGUCCGAAGCUUGACGAGAGCAGCGCAAGCCUUAGCAAGAGGCUGAAGUAGCCUUAGUACCUUUACGUUCUUUUCUCUUCGUCUGCCCGCCCGGUCCUUUAAGUUCACUCCACAACGAGGCUGUGGAGACAAGGCAUUGAAUUACACCGGCCGCCGAAAAAAGGGAGAGCCAGCGGGAUAUGCAUGCGGAGGAAAUCCGCGCCGUAACUGAAAUGCGUUCAAGAUUUAUCUUUGCCACCUUCUGAAUGCACAUACUGUUAUCGAAAUGCCCGGUUGGAAGAAGAAUAUCCCCGCGUGCCUCCAGGCUGACCAAGAAGGAGAUGAGGGGCCGUACACGAAACACUCCAACUCCUCCCGGCCACCUGAUGGGGCCCUGGCCAUCAGGAGACAGAGUAUCCCAGAGGAGUUCAAGGGCUCCAGCCUGGUGGAGCUGAUGAAGAAGGAGGGCACCACGCUGGGCCUCACCGUGUCCGGCGGCAUCGACAAGGACGGCAAGCCCCGCGUCUCCAACCUGCGCCAGGGAGGCAUCGCCGCCAGAAGUGACCAGUUGAACGUCGGCGACUACAUCAAGUCGGUGAACGGCAUCAACCUGACCAAGUUCCGGCACGACGAGAUCAUCAGCCUGCUGAAGAACGUGGGCGAGCGAGUGGUGCUGGAGGUGGAGUACGAGCUGCCCCCUGUCUCUGUUCAAGGCUCAGGGGUGAUGUUCAAAAAUGUUGAGGUGACUCUACACAAGGAAGGCAACACCUUUGGAUUCGUUAUCAGAGGUGGUGCCCACGAAGACCGGAACAAAUCCCGUCCCAUUGUCAUAACGACCAUCAGACCAGGUGGUCCAGCAGACAGGGAAGGCACCGUUAAGCCUGGCGAUCGGCUGCUGAGCAUCGACGGCAUCCGUCUCCAUGGCACCUCGCACGCCGAGGCCAUGAGCAUCCUCAAGCAGUGCGGCCAGGAGGCCACGCUGCUCAUCGAGUACGACGUGUCAAUCAUGGAGUCAGUGGCCACGGCGACAGGUCCUCUCCUGGUGGAGGUUGCCAAGACGAUGGGCUCCAGUCUGGGCGUGGCCCUCUCCACCUCCAUGUACUGCAACAAGCAGGUCAUCAUCAUCGACAAGGUCAAGCCCGCCAGCAUCGCCGACAGGUGCGGGGCGCUGCACGCGGGCGACCACAUCCUGUCCGUGGACGGGACCAGCAUGGAGUACUGCACCCUGGCCGAGGCCACCCAGCUGCUGGCCAGUGCCUGUGAGCACGUCAAGAUGGAGAUCCUCCCCCAUCACCAGACCAGGCUAGCCCUCAAGGGCCCAGAGCAUGUUAAGGUCCAGCGGAGUACGCGGACACUUCCCUGGGAGUCCAGUGCCAACAACAACAGCAACUUCCUCCCUUACCAGCACUAUAACACCUACCACCCUGACCAGUCCACCCGGAGCCAUGCCAAGCAGCAGAAAUCCUCUCCAAACAACCCCCCUCUUGGCUCGUCCUUCUCUCCCACCUCCAUGAGUGCGUACAGCCUGAGCUCGCUCAACAUGAGCACGCUGCCGCGCAACAUGUACCCCACCAGCCCCCGCGGCACCAUGAUGAGGAGGAAGCUCAAGAAGAAGGACUACAAGAGCUCCCUGUCCUUGGCUUCGUCCACGCUGGGCCUGGCUGGACAGGUGGUGCACACGGAGACCACGGAGGUCACGCUGGUCAGCGACUCCAUCAUGGGCUUCGGAAUCCAGCUGCAGGGCGGCGUCUUCGCCACGGAAACACUGACCUCUCCGCCGCUCAUCGCCUACAUCGACCCCGACAGCCCUGCCGAGAGGUGCGGCAUCCUGCAGAUCGGAGAUCGUAUCCUGUCGAUCAACGGCAUCCCGACCGAGGACAGUACGCUGGAGGAAGCCAACCAGCUGCUGAGGGACUCCAGCAUCACCAACAAGGUCACCCUGGAGAUCGAGUUCGACGUGGCAGAGUCUGUCAUCCCCAGCAGUGGAACGUUCCACGUCAAACUACCCAAGAAGCCCGGGGUGGAGCUGGGCAUCACUAUCAGCUCUCCAUCUAGCAGGAAGCCGGGAGAUGCCCUCAUCAUCUCAGACAUAAAGAAGGGCAGUGUUGCUCACAGGACUGGGACUCUGGAGCUGGGCGAUAAGCUCCUGGCCAUCGAUAACAUCCGUCUGGAGAACUGUCCCAUGGAGGACGCCGUGCAGAUCCUGCAGCAGUGUGAGGACCUGGUCAAGCUCAAGAUCCGCAAGGACGAGGACAACUCUGUAGAUGAACAGGAGGUCUCCGGGGCCAUCAUCUACACUGUGGAGCUGAAGAGGUACGGCGGUCCCCUGGGCAUCACCAUCUCAGGCACCGAGGAGCCCUUCGACCCCAUCAUCAUCUCCAGCCUCACCAAAGGCGGCCUCGCUGAGAGAACGGGAGCCAUCCACAUUGGUGACCGUAUUCUGGCCAUCAACAACAACAGCCUGAAGGGAAAGCCUCUGAGUGAAGCCAUCCACCUGCUGCAGAUGGCUGGGGAGUCAGUCACCCUCAAGAUCAAGAAACAAGGAGACUUGGCGAGUCCGAAGCAGCCGUGCGCGGGCGGCCUGAGCGAGGGCGAGGAGGAGAUCCCGGGCAGCGGGGGCAUCAGCGUCAGCGUCAGCAGCAGCAGCGGCGGCGGCAUCAGCGGCAUCAGCGGGGGCAAGGGAGGGGGCAAGCUGUCGGACAUCUUCUCCACCACCACCACCAUCCCGUCGGUGGACAGCGCCGUGGACAGCUGGGACGGCUUGUCCGCCAUCGACAACACCUUCAGCACCCAGCCUCCUACAGGCUUCCAGGUGUCCAGCUACAGCUUCCACAGCCACGAGUGGAGGAACGCCAAGCCCAGCCGCGGCAGCUUGUCCCCGGGCAACGGCAGCGGAGGCGCCGGGGGUGGAGGUGGAGGUGUUGGCGGCAGCAGCAGCAACCGCGCCCGCACCAACAACAUCCUGCAGGACCUGGGCCUCAGCGACGACGAGUGGGAGAGACCUCUCACCAGCGGAGGCUCCACGCUCCCCACCGGCCUAAUCUCUGACAGCAGGUUCACGGUGGGUCAUGACGGCACGGAACCGGACCAGGAGGAGAACUUCUGGUCACAGGCGCUGGAGGACCUGGAGACUUGCGGCCAGUCCGGCAUCCUGCGCGAGCUAGAGGCCACCAUUAUGUCAGGCAGCAGCCUGAGCCUGAACCACGACCCGGCGCCGACCCGCAGCCACCUGGGACGACAGUCCAGCUUCCAGGAGCGCAGCUCCAACCGGCCACAGUACUCGCAGGCCAACCGCAGCAACACGCUGCCCAGCGACAGCGGCCGCAAGGCCUACAACAUGAGGAAGAUGAAGCAGGAGAUUAAGGACAUCCUGUCCCCUACACCAGUGGAGCUGCACAAGGUGAGCCUGUUCAAGGAGACCGACCUGGAGGACUUUGGGUUCAGCGUGUCCGAUGGUCUCCUUGAGAAGGGAGUCUACGUCAACAACAUUCGCCCUGGAGGCCCAGCCGAGGUCGGGGGACUGAAGCCUUUCGAUAGGCUGCUGCAGAUAAAUCACGUACGGACCCGAGACUUCGACUGCUGCCUCGUCGUCCCGCUGAUCGCCGAGUCCGGCAACAAGCUGGACCUGGUCAUCAGCCGGAACCCGGUCACCACCCAGCCCACCUCAGACCUGGGUCAGCUGCCCUCGGACGAGCCGGUGAACUGGACGGAGCCGGGCGUGGCGCUGGCAGGGGACGGCGCUCAGCUGGACCCCGACAUGGGGCUGCAGAGCGCUGGACUGGUCGGGGGCGAAGACAGAGACCCUAACAAGACCUUAUAGCAGAGCAGGGCGGAGGACGAGAGUCCAGCGCUCCCCAUGGUGCUAAAAUGUCUGGCGAUCUGUCCCCCCCACUAGCCCCCCCCCCCCCCCCCCCAACCACCAACCCUGAGCCCCUGAACACCACGAGAUCUGAAAUGGUGGGGGUGUCUGUGGGCAGGGGAUAGUGAGCGGACAGUUUGUCUAAGCACAUGUAACACUCCUCCCCCUCUCUGCGAACCUACACACACACACAGACACACACACAGACACACACACACACACACAUAUACACACACACACACACACACAUAUACACACACAUCUACACGCAUGUGUCACAGGUCAGGCCCUCUCUCUCCUAGCACACACCCAGCAUGGAUGUGUUUCUGUCCUGUGACGCCAACUACUGUACAACAACUAUGAUGACGAUGAUGAUAAUGACACUGGAGGAAGACCGCACCGACCUCUUUGGAGUACUGAGACAGACAUUCACAAGCAAACCAGAACUGCAACUGAAACAGUGCCAUCCUUUGUUUUUAUUGGGAAAGGACAAUACUUAAAAAGAAAAAAAAAACACUGGUGAAAAAAAAAUGACAUAAGAGCAAGUGGAUUCUCACAGACGUUUACAUGUACUGUUGGACUGGCCACUCUGUAUGUGUGUGAGGAUUUGUUUGAGUGUGUGUGAACGUGUAUUUGUGUGUGUGUUUGUUUGUAGGACCACACUGUAUAGGCCAGAAAACUAUCCCCACUCUCGUUUUUUAUAAAGAGCAUCUCCUGUUACCCCCUAGCCUCCUCAGUCGCCCCCCUCCCUCCCCCCUUGAGUUCUCAAACUCACAAGUUUUUAUACUCUCCCAGUUUUGUCAGUGAUGAAAACAAAUUAAAUGUAGUGUGGUAGUGGGGAAAAAAAACAAACAAACAAAACCCCCUUUUCUCUCUUCACUUCUGAUGCCAAGGUCCGAGUGCCAACUCUGCUAAUAAAUGGGGUAUGAAGACUGGUAUAGCAUCAGCACAAUAAAGAAGAAAAAAUGGACACGAAUGCCCCCGCUUCCUCCUUUCCGAGAGAUGGAGAGAGAGAGAGAGAGAGAAACAGAAAUAGAGGGAGAUGGAUACAGCGGUGGUCUGUGUAGCUCAGUGAGAUUUGUCACAGCGCGGAGGAACCUCAAUCACUUUACGGUUCCUCCUCAGCCACUAUCCGUUCUAAAGAACUUCCUGAGAUGGUAAUCCUGGCCACUUAAAUCAUCAAUAUUCAAUAGUGGACGCCAAGUAGAUGUAUAGGGUUUGUGUCCUUGUCAAGAGGGAUAGUUCUAGAGCUUCAUAAAUUCCAGAAGCCUGACAAACUGAGGAAAAAAACAGUAGUUGAACAAAACUGAAGUACCAUCUUCUCUCUUUCUUGGAAUUUAAAUUGUGUCUAGACCCUGGACCCAACUUGGGUUGGAGGGAAAUGCCUCCACAGGAUUUGACCCCAACAAAUGUAGUUCUCCACAAACUCUUCCUCAGUCCAAACUAAGUCCUCAGGUCAUCUCAGAGGGCACAAACGCAGGCACACACAGUCUCAGCGUUAACAAAAUUCAUUUUGCCCCUGACUAGGAUGUCGAGUGACUGUUUUCUUCUUUCUGCUAGAAGAGGUGGCACCUCUGCACCUUAUACUAAAUUUGGACAAAGAAGUAUUUUUUAUGAACAGAGGCAGGUUUUUAUGUGACAAAUCUACUCGUGUGCAAUCUGUGAGUGACUUUAGCAAAAGUGAUGGAUGAUGUUGUGGGCAGGUGUUUGUUAACCUGUGAAAACAAACAAGAAAAGUAGUGUGGUCUAGUUGUCUUGCAGAAGUUACCCUUCUGCUCCUCAACUGCUGCUAUAGAAAUAAGUCAUUGAAGCCAGAGGAGGUAAUGUUGCAAACGCUAGCAUCAAACCUCCACUGCAGCCAUAAAAAGCUGGUACGAAGAUAUGAUCGGUGUUGUGUGGUAGUGGUUAUGGGCUGAGUGUCAGCGAACAGGAGCCAAAGGAAAGCUUGGUCUCGUUUUAUAUUAAGUGUUCCUAUAACACCAUAAUAAUUAACAAAACAACGCCUGAUAAGUGCUUCCGCUGUAAGUACACGUGAUUACAUUUCCAACCUACAGUAACCUUAACCCAAAGGACAGUUAGCAAUUAGCAAUUAGCAAUUAACAUUAAACAGUGCAUUGCAACUGUAGUUCUUAAUCAAUUGGAGGUUUAGUACACUGUGUCUUGGGACACUUAACAUAAAGGACGGCACGAAAUAAAGACCUCUCUCCCUUCCCCCUGCAGAAGCACAACUAGCACUGGCUCAGUGCCUCCAGCUCACCACCAGGCCAGCUUCUUUACACAGUAGUGCAGAUAGGUAGAAGAAACACAAACCCUGAGAUAACUGUAGCUUUCAGAGGGAGAGAGAGAGAGAUUGCAAAGGCCCAUGGGUAAUAUGGGUAAUGUGGUACUCUAGCUGCUGAAGAAACAUAGAAGAGGAA
This is a messenger RNA of Sardina pilchardus (European sardine), 6312 nucleotides long. RefSeq names its product glutamate receptor interacting protein 1 (gene grip1). NCBI's taxonomy places the organism in Eukaryota, Metazoa, Chordata, Actinopteri, Clupeiformes, Clupeidae. The coding region runs from base 323 to 3856 and encodes 1177 amino acids. The record is from RefSeq and is a predicted model, not a curated record. The transcript is spliced from 25 exons. Gene Ontology annotation, biological process: neurotransmitter receptor transport, endosome to postsynaptic membrane. Gene Ontology annotation, molecular function: protein binding.